Molecule: messenger RNA, 1467 nt
Organism: Rotaria socialis
Lineage: Eukaryota; Metazoa; Rotifera; Eurotatoria; Philodinida; Philodinidae
Source: the annotation of a GenBank genome assembly
AUGAAUCAUAUUGCCACUUUCUUCAUGUGUGAUGGUCCUGUGAUCUCUGAUUUGAUUCGAAUUAUAAUCUAUGCUUAUCUAUUAUUCGAUUGUUUCAUGGGUAAAAUAACGGCACCUCCCAUUGGCGAUACACCCUUACAAGCACAUGUGCUUUUACAAAAAACAAACCCACUAUUUUGGUCUAUUAACAACAAAUUUUCUAGAUAUUUUCUAUUUUUGCAUCGGUAUGAAUACUUAAAAAUAAUUAUCAGAAUAGCGAAAAUAUCGUGGAUCUGCUGUAUAGUAGGACUCGGAGGCUUUAUUACGCGAUCAAUUACAGGAAUAUCAGUUUUCAUCUUGUCUACAUCAAUAAUUGGAAUCGGAAAAAUAGGUGUUCGCCAUCGUUGGCAUGUUCCAACAUGGACAUUGUUAGCGUUAAUAUUUACUAAAUUUAAGACAAACAGCGUCGAUCAUCUUAUCACUACAUAUAUUAACAGUCGUUAUAAUGCUGAACCAAAUCAAAUAAUAUUUGACAGCGGAUUUUCAUCGAAAUUUAUUCAGUGUAUAUCAUUAUACACAUUAUUCGCCGCUGGAAUUAGUAAAUUGCGGAAUUCUGGCAUUCAGUGGAUACUCCCUGGUACACUUACGUUCUAUUUAUCUGAUCCCACUUUAGAUAAUUUUACUGUAAUGUCAAAAUUUCGAAAAGAUUUAAGACGACUUAUUCUCCAAUAUCCGUUGAUUAUUAUUAUGAUAUCUGGCAGCUCUUUAAUUUUUGAAUUAAUAUCAAUUUUUGCACUGUUUUUUCCAUCCAUACGUCUUAUAAUUGUCAUAUUUGCAUGGGCAUUUCAUUUUGGAAUCUUACUUCUACUCAGCCCAAAUUAUUUACCUCAAUGUGUAUGUUACUUGAUGAUUAUUGAUAUUCCAUGCCACACAAAAAUCUAUCAAACCAAUAUGAACAUUAAUUAUGUCGAUAUAUUCGUGAUAGUUACUGCAAUAAUGAUAAUAGUCGGUUAUCUACUUAGUUUAAUAUACUGUUACGAGGGUUGGCCAUUUACAUCAGUUCCAAUGUAUGCAUUGGAUCGUCGCCAAUUCACUCAUGAUUAUUUGAUUGAUGAAAACCAAUUGAAUUAUUUAGGGAACGAACUGCAUUUAUUAAAUGGAAUUUCUGUUGGUUGUAAUGAUCAGUUUAGUUUCGGUGAAACAUGGAUUAGAAUAACUAAAAAUGAUGGAAAUAUGAACAUAAUAAAACAAAUUUGCUUUCAUAUGUGUCCCUUUGAAUAUGCUUUUAGGCACAGUCUAUUAUCAGCUCUAAUACGAUCCAUCGUAAUUUCAAAACAUGAAAUGGAUAUUUUUAUUCUCAAUAUUUUUGAUAUACUAGCAGCGGACGAUUUACAAUUCAUAACCAAAAAUGAAUUCAUUAGCGUAGAGAUUCAUUUCAAAGAUGGAUGGAAAACGUACUCAACUAGUAAACGGAUCAAGGAACAUUAA